This is a messenger RNA of Hibiscus syriacus, 829 nucleotides long. Its product is annotated as membrane-anchored ubiquitin-fold protein 5-like. The transcript has 4 exons. Gene Ontology annotation, molecular function: protein binding. Bases 360 to 713 code for a protein of 117 amino acids. The record is from RefSeq and is a predicted model, not a curated record. NCBI's taxonomy places the organism in Eukaryota, Viridiplantae, Streptophyta, Magnoliopsida, Malvales, Malvaceae.
CACUUUAAAAAGUUCAUGUGUGUGGUCUCACCAUUCUUUCUUUCAACAUCAAGUUGCAAAGCUUCUGAUCUUCAUCCUCUCAUCUGUUCAUUCUACAUUUCUGAAUUUUAACCAGUCCCAGUUCUUAGGUAGAUAUCAAACCACUAAAAACAUACUGUUUUUCUGCAGAAAAAAUCAUCUGGUUUUUUGGUAGUUUCUUCUCAAAUGUUUGUUUCCCUCUACAAGAAGCAAAGUUUUUAACUUCUUCUGCACAGGAAAAAAAAGAGGUUUUUAACAGUUAAUCUGAUUGAAGAUAAAGAAAAACAAUAACUGGGUUUAGUUGAGAUUAGCGUGAGAGUUUGAGGCAAGCGAUUUCACCUAUGGCUGGAGAAGAAUUGGUGGAGCUCAAAUUCAGGCUUGCUGAUGGAACUGACAUUGGUCCAAGCAAGUACAGUCCAGCUACCACUGUGGCAUCUCUCAAAGAGAAAAUACUUGCUCAGUGGCCCCAAGACAAAGAAAAUUGCCCAAACACAAUACAAGAUGUGAAGCUAAUCAAUGGUGGAAAAAUACUUGAAAACAACAGUACAGUUGCUGACUGCAGACUUCUGCUUGGUGAAUUUCCGAGCGGCGUAAUCACGAUGCAUGUUGUUCUUCGCCUUCCUCUGUCAAACAAAAGCAACGAGAAACAAGAUGAUUCUCCAAAGAAAAGCAGCUGUUUAUGCACAAUCUUGUAGCUGCCUAAUGGGAUUGCUGUUGCCACUUCCUUCAAAGAAACUUCCUGUUAUAUUUUAUGUUGAAAAUGCCAAUUCUUCAACAUUGCAAUGUUUUAGGAUUCCAAUUCUGGUGGCAG